Poeciliopsis prolifica (blackstripe livebearer) is the source of this 4996-nucleotide messenger RNA. It is a transcript of the gene ecel1, whose product is annotated as endothelin-converting enzyme-like 1. Gene Ontology annotation, molecular function: metalloendopeptidase activity. The coding region runs from base 443 to 2836 and encodes 797 amino acids. Gene Ontology annotation, cellular component: plasma membrane. The record is from RefSeq and is a predicted model, not a curated record. NCBI's taxonomy places the organism in Eukaryota, Metazoa, Chordata, Actinopteri, Cyprinodontiformes, Poeciliidae. Gene Ontology annotation, biological process: protein processing. The transcript has 18 exons.
AAGAGCCGCGGAUCCUGGUGUGUGCCGAUCUCCGGAGGGUCCCGGAUAAUCCAGCUGGACCCUCAGUGGACUGGAUCUUCCUGCUUACCCAUACUAAGCAGAAGUGGGGGGUUUCACAUUCCGUGCGGGGAUUUUUAAUUCACUCAGCGCAGGUGACCUGAAACUGAUUGCCAAGUAGGAGGACAGGAGAACAAAUGGAAGGAGUGCAGAGAGAAAGUGGAUAAGAAAGAUACCAGAAGCAGGACCAGAAGGUUUCCUUCUGCAACAGGGAAGUCUCUUUCAAUACAGGACUUUGACUUCAAAAGCAGACAGUGGGCAAUAUCAGAAUAAGAAAGGUAGGCUUUAGACACACUUUAGUCAGGAGGACAUUAUUCUAAAGGCAGAAAAAGAUAAUAUCCCAACUUUUUAUUUCCUAAGACCUUCAGUUACCACCUGGUCUUUUAUGAUGGAGAAGACAUACUCCCUAACUGCCCACUACGAUGAGUUCCAGGAAAUCAAAUAUGGUGGUCGCUACAGCAGUGACAUCCUCAGCAAUGGCAUGACCCUUCACCUAGGCGGCAGCCUGGACCGCCAUGUGGUCCGAGGAAGGGGCAACACCUGGUCAAACGGCCGAAACAAAGACCUGAGCGGCAACAGCAGCAGCGGGGGCCUUCCUCGCUGGAGCAGGAGGGAGAAUUGUCUCCUGUCUGCAUUGGUCUUUGCUGCAGGCAUGUGUCUCAUCCUGGGGAGCAUGCUGGCUCUCAAAUACAUUUCACUUGAUGACACGGACUGCAGGCAGGAUUGCCAACACAAACGCUCCCUUAUGCGGGCAACUCGCUUCGUUCAGGCCAAUAUUGACAUAACCAUACAGCCUUGCCAGGACUUCUAUUCCUUUGCCUGUGGAGGCUGGCUGAGGCGCCAUGGUAUCCCCGAAGACAAGCUCAGCUAUGGCAUUAUCACAGCUAUUGGAGAGCAAAAUGAGGAGAAGCUACAGCAACUCCUUCUGGAGCCGGUUCAGAGACAUGGGCCAGAAUCUGCAGAGCGGAAGGUCAAGGAGUUCUAUCGGUCCUGCAUCAACAUCAAGGAUAUUGACAAACUGGGGUCAAAACCCAUGACAGAGGUGUUAGACAGCUGCGGAGGAUGGGACCUGGAGGGAGCUCCUUCGGGCGCUGCUGGGUGGGAGAAGGAGGACGCCCCCCAGAGGCCAGAUUUUAAUGAGCUGCUCUACAGGACGCAGGGGGUUUUUAGCACUGCUGUCUUCUUCUCCCUCACCGUCAAUGUGGACGAUAAAAACUCCUCCAGGAACGCUAUCAGGAUUGAUCAAGAGGGACUCACUCUGCCAGAGAGAAGCCUCUACCUCGGUCAGGAUGAGGAUAGUGUGAAGAUCCUGGCAGCGUACAAAGCCCUGAUGGAGCGCCUGCUGAGCAUGCUGGGAGCUCACAAUGCCACACAGAAGUCCAAGGAGAUUAUAGAGCUGGAGACCCAACUGGCCAAUAUCACUGUGUCGGAGUAUGAUGACCAAAGGAAAGACAUCAGCACAAUGUACAACCGAAUCACUCUGAGGCAGCUGCAGCGCAUCGCACCUAGCCUUCACUGGAAGCGAUUGUUGGACCGAAUUUUCCACGACAACUUCUCUGAAGACGAAGAGAUCGUGGUGCUCGCCACUGAUUACAUACAGAAAGUCUCUGACAUCAUCAAGAACACUUCAAAGAGGGUCCUGCAUAACUACAUGUUGUGGCGCAUUGUGGCCGCGCUAAGUGAGCACCUGUCCACCGCCUUCCGAAGCACCAUCCACGAGUUUUCUCGAGAGAUCGACGGCACCGAGCAGCAGCUGGAGCUGGGCCGGCUCUGCCUCACUCAGGCCAACAAGCACUUCGGCAUGGCUCUGGGGGCACUGUUUGUCAAGAAGCACUUCUCUUUAGAGAGCAAAGUCAAGGUACAGAAGCUGGUGGAGGACAUAAAACAUGCCCUAGAUCUUCGGCUGCAGGAAUUGGACUGGAUGGAUGAGGCCACCAAGGAAGCUGCCAGAGCAAAGCUGAAGCACAUGAUGGUGAUGACGGGAUACCCAGACUUCUUGCUCAAAGAUGAACUCAUUGAUCAGGAAUAUGGGUUUGACGUGAACAAGAAGACCUACUUCAAGAAUAUCCUCAACAGCAUUAAGUUCAACAUCAAACUGUCUGUCAGAAAAAUACACGAAGAAGUGGACAAGACAGCGUGGCUUCUCCCCCCGCAGGCUCUUAAUGCCUACUACCUCCCUAACAAGAACCAAAUGGUUUUUCCUGCUGGCAUCCUGCAGCCCACCCUCUACAAUCCUGAGUUUCCACAAUCUCUGAACUAUGGCGGAAUAGGAGCUAUCAUCGGGCAUGAACUGACACAUGGUUAUGAUGACUGGGGGGGCCAGUACGAUCGCUAUGGCAACCUCAAGCAGUGGUGGACUCAGGAGUCCUACAGAAAGUUCCAGAAAAAGGCUGAAUGCAUCGUCAAGCUCUACGAUAACUUCACUGUAUAUAACCAGAAGGUGAAUGGCCGCCUGACAUUAGGAGAGAACAUAGCCGACAUGGGAGGACUAAAAUUGUCGUACUACGCUUAUCAAAAAUGGGUGAGGGAUAACGGUCCAGAGAGGCCCCUCCCUAAGCUAAAAUACACCCACGAACAGCUGCUCUUCAUAGCCUUUGCACAGAACUGGUGUAUGAAGAGAAGAUCUCAGUCAAUCUAUCUGCAGCUGCUCACUGACAAGCAUGCACCAGAGCAUUGCAGGGUGCUGGGCAGCGUUUCCCAGUUUGAUGAGUUUGCCCGCGUUUUCAACUGUCCUAAGGGGUCUCCGAUGAACCCUGUGGAAAAGUGCUCUGUUUGGUGACCCGGUGACCCUCAAUUUUCAAGAUCCAAAUGAAACUCAGCGUUUCUUCAGACACAUCACAUAUUCCCGUAGCUCAUCAGGGAGGAAACAGUGUUGAGACCCCUGCCUACGGAUCAUCAUCAUCACUGUCAGUGACUGAGUACCACUGGUCAAACCAAGCAUAAGUCAUGUGACUGUAGCUUGUGUACAAAUAUCACGUGAUUAUAAAUAUUUUUCUAUGUUUACAUUUAUUUUGAAAUCAUCUAUUUUUCUAUUUAGCAGAUAUCUCAUACAUUAUGUUUAGAAUUCAUAGAGUUUUGUUUCAGGUUAGGCAUUAUGUUUUCUUGUUUGCUUUUUUAUGAAAAAGGCUUAUUUCAUAGUGAAAAAACUGUAAAUUUAGAGUGAAUAUCUUAGUGCCAGUCAAACAUUCAGGAAGUAUCCAUCUGCAGGCGUCACUUUCAUUCUCACUACCAUUUCCAGUUCAUAAAUUCUUUGCUCUCAUGCCAGGAAAUUAAACAUCAUAUUCCCCUUGCUGUGGCUAAAUUCCUAUUUUUAUUAUCCUCCAGAGAAAACACAUUUACAUUCAUGCGUACGCAUUUUUUUUUUUUUUUUGUUUGUUUGGGUUUUUUUUCUCACUGUAUGGUAUUAGAGCUAACUGAACUUUUUCUGUUAUAAAUCAAUUAGGAUUAACAAACUUAUUUCAAUUCACAACAUGAAAGAUGAUAAAAAAUUUGAAGAAACCCAGAUGAUGUCAUCCGAGUUAAAUGGAGGCAUACGUACAAACAUACUGUUCCAGGAUAGAGACAGGUUCUGUGUACAAAAGAUGAGCGUAGUUUGGUGUAAAAUGUUUGUAUCGACCCCAGGAAAAAAGCAAACUUUGUAAAGAUGCUGACUGAAGCUUGUACGAGAGUCAUUAUCUGCUGUGAAAUGAGUCCUGUAUCAGCAUGGGGAGAAAGGCCCUUUAGAGAGAAAAAAUCCUCUCCAAAAGCAACAAAAAUAAAUAAAUAAAUAAGAUUACAGUUUGCAAAUGCACUGAUUAACAAAGAUCUUAGUGUUUGGAGAUAUGUCCUGUCCUGAUUAAAACCAUCCCAACUGUGUACCACAGAGGUGGCAGCAUCAUGUUGUGUGUAUUAUGAGACAAGUGCACUUCACACAGUAGAUGGCAUUUAGUAGAAAGAUCAUGAGUAAAAAUCAAAGCAACAUCUCAAAAUCUCAGCCUGAAAGUUGAAAUUUGGUAUUAAAUGAGUCUUUCAAAUUUGCACUUUACUACACCUUACUGACAAUUAGUUACAAAGUAAGUUAAGAACAUUAAAGUUAAAGUUUUGGAGUGGCCAGUAGAAAUCCUUGAUUUCAGUGGAUUUGUUGACAGUUUUUUUUUUUUUUUUUUAAUGUGUGGGUAAAUAAUAAAAUUAAAUAUUAAAAUUGGCUAAAAUUCCAUCUUACUAUUGUGAGAGCCUCAUGGAAAGAAACCCUAAAACAGUUUAGAGACAAUUCCUUCAGUUAUUAGAAAACAUUGGUGUUUCCUCGCUCUGGGGUUGGAAUGUAAAAUGUGUUGCAGCGCUGCCCUCUUGUGGCCACGGAGAGCAAUGGUCAGUGUUCAGCUCGUCUCGACUGUAAUUAAUGUUUGCCUGCAUUGGUCUUUCGUUGCUGUGAGUGUUUGUAAGACUUUCUUAUUUUAUUUUUAUUUUAUUUUUUUUUCGGAAAAAGAAAACAAACAAAAAAAACCCUGUUGACUCAUGCUGAGUACUUUUCUCAGGAUUUGUAGCAACACGCAGCACCAAAGAGAGAAAUCGUCUCUUCAGUCCAUGCUGCCAAAACAGAACUAUUGGAGGUCACAUGUUACAUGUAACUCAUCACAAAACCCAACAUCCUGUACAAUAAAGUCCAACUGUAAUUCUAAAGAAUCAUACAUUUGUACACAGUGUUACUUUUCUAUGAAGAAUUUGUUGAUACCAAACCAGAAGAAUGAUUAGACUCUUUGUACAGUGAAGAAGUAUAUCAGAUAUAAUGGUUGUUGAAGUGAGUGCAUGUUUCCAUCCAGAGCAGCAUUAAAACCUGACUGAUUAACAUAGAGGAUCACACAUGCGCCUCAGUGUACAGCUGCUAACCCACAUGUGGCUGCUCUCUUUUCCUCUCUGUUGGUCGCUGUUUAAUGUUCUAAUAAAAACAAAGGCUCACUCA